This is a messenger RNA of Macroventuria anomochaeta, 1551 nucleotides long. Its product is annotated as glycoside hydrolase family 18 protein. NCBI's taxonomy places the organism in Eukaryota, Fungi, Ascomycota, Dothideomycetes, Pleosporales, Didymellaceae. Gene Ontology annotation, molecular function: hydrolase activity, hydrolyzing O-glycosyl compounds; chitin binding. Gene Ontology annotation, biological process: carbohydrate metabolic process. The transcript is spliced from 5 exons. The record is from RefSeq and is a predicted model, not a curated record. The coding region runs from base 1 to 1551 and encodes 516 amino acids.
AUGACGCUUCGACCUGCCUCGCUCCGGCGCCUUUGCCUUAGCUUGGGCCUUCUGUUGGCGGUGAACGCACUUGAUCUAAGCACCUUUGCUGGGCAGGCGGAGAUGAAGUUGCUUGUGGAGAACGUUGCAGGACAGGAAACGUCAACCCAAGCUAGAGAGAUGCUCCUCCAAGCCAACGAUCAACCCGACUACACGUGCACUGCAACGAAACGGUGCGACCUUGGUUGUUGCGGACCUCUCGACUGCGAACGCAAGUCCGAGUGUGAUGGCGGUGACUGGGGUCUUCAGUAUGCCAACCUGACCACAUGUCCGCUCAAUGUGUGCUGCAGCGAGCACGGAUUCUGCGGCACGACAGUCGAAUUCUGUGGCCCCAAUCCUGUGCCGCAUCCUCAGUGCGAUCUUUCGCAGCGCAGCGCCGACAAGCGUACAAUCGGCUACUACGAGGGCUGGAACUACCAGCGUCCUUGUGGCAACAUGGAGCCCGAGGAGAUUCCCCUAGGGCACUGGACGCACAUCAACUUUGCAUUUGCCCUUGUCAACCCCAAGACGUUUCACAUCGAAGACAUGGAUGCCGGCACCGGAUCGCGGUAUGGCCGUGUUGCGGCGUUGAAGAGCAAGCAGCCUGACCUCAAGGUCUGGAUCGCUGUUGGUGGUUGGGCUAUGAAUGACCCUGGACCGUAUCGGAUGGCGUUUUCAGACAUGGCUGGCAACGAAGCUAAUCAAGACAAGUUCUUUGACUCGCUUCUGACAUUCAUGAGGAAGUAUGAUAUGGACGGUGUUGAUCUGGACUGGGAGUACCCUGUGGCUGAAGACCGCGGCGGCAUCCCCGCCGAUUUCGACAACUACGUCAACCUCCUCAGACGCCUGAGAGAGCGGUUGAAUUCGACAGGCAGGCAGUAUGGCAUCAGUCUUACUCUCCCCGCCUCCUAUUGGUACCUCCGCGGCUUCAAUCUUCAAGAAAUGGAGCCGUAUCUCGAUUGGUUCAACGUAAUGACCUACGACAUACAUGGCGUCUGGGAUGCCAACAUCGACAGUCUCGGCCCCUAUGCCCACGCACACACCAACCUCACCGAGAUCAAGAUGGGCCUCGAGCUGCUGUGGCGCAAUAACAUAAAUCCAGAGCGCGUAGUGCUCGGCCUCGGCUUCUACGGGCGCAGCUUCACGAUGAAGGACCCUGGAUGCAUGAGCGCCGGCUGCGAGUUCUCUGAAGGAGCCAAUGGCGGUGCCUGCACGGGUACACCCGGCGUAUUGUCCGCGGCAGAGAUUGUUGAGAUCAUCGCCAAUGGCGCUACGGCUACGUACGAUGAGGAGGCUGCCGUACAGAUUGUAACCUGGGAUUCGAACCAAUGGGUUUCGUUUGACGACACCAAGACACUAGGGAUGAAGGUCGAUUUUGCACAUCAGCAUUGCUUAGGAGGGACUAUGGUCUGGGCAAUCGACCUCGAUGAUGGUACACUCACUAAAGCCCUUGGAGAAAAUAUCGAGCGGCCCGAGCUGCCCACGUACGCACCAAGGCCAUUCUUUGAGUGCGGUAAUAGAGAUGAGCUGUAG